Molecule: messenger RNA, 3662 nt
Organism: Betta splendens (Siamese fighting fish)
Lineage: Eukaryota; Metazoa; Chordata; Actinopteri; Anabantiformes; Osphronemidae
Gene: fam53c
Product: family with sequence similarity 53 member C
Exons: 5
Coding region: 777-2105 (442 amino acids)
Biological process (GO): protein import into nucleus
Cellular component (GO): nucleus
Source: RefSeq, a predicted model, not a curated record
GUGGCGCUCGUUCUCACGCUAACCGAACCGUUUUUGUUGAACUUAAAUGUGCUUCUAGACGUUGCUGGUGGGACUGGACGUGUAGUUUAAUUAUAACAGAAUCGAAUCCUGGACAGGUGCCGGCGCAGACCGCAGCAGCAGCGCCGCCUCCGCCCGCCUGGAUCCGUGGAUGUUAUUUAUCGACGCGUUCCGCUCACGGGCGUGUGCGCGCGUCGUCUUUAUUAUGAUUAUGAUGAUGGCAUAAUAAUUAGCGAUCGCUAGACAGUGAUCAGGGCCGGUGCUCGGGUGAAGCAGCGCUCGUUUUCACGGAUCGUGUGAGGUUCGGUGCUGACGGGCGGAGCGGCUCCUGGAUACUGGGUCAACACUGCGAGCUUUGCUGCCGCCGCUGCGCCGCCGCUGCGCCCACCGGAGCCGCGUCACCCGGAGGAGCCGCCAGGCGAGGUGCAUUGCUGAGGGCAACACUUUUCAACAAUGUCCUAGUGAGACUGGACAAGGCGACGUGGCCUUGAGGUGGUGAGGAGUCGUCUCACCCUCAUCCUUCCUCCUGACGGACCGACGCACUCCUUGUCUCUCCUCCUUCUGUCCCCAUCACCUCCCCACUAGCAUUCUUGGUGUGGCCCUCCGGCCCCGGCCCCUGCCACCAUGCUGUGGGCACACUGCUGGUGGAGAGCUUGAGGAAGCAGACUCUGGAAGGCGACCCUGCUGAGCCAGGGGACUCCUACCUGUCCCUGCUGGACCCAAAAACCCUCGCAGAGUGCUGGGCCCCAGAUGGCUUGAUGCCUGAGAGCAGCUACUGGCAGCUCUGCCCUCCCUCCAAAUCCAGCCUGCAGGGGGGGUUGCUGAGCUCUAGUUUCCCCCCUGGCCCAGUGCCCCUGGUGCCUCCUGAUGCUCACCUGCAGGAGGGGGGCGACCCCCUGGACAGCGCCCCCUCGCACCUGCAGCAGCACCAGCAGCACCAGCACCGGCCUCUGGUGCCCAGCACCUCAGCGUCUGAGCUGUCUCUUCCCGGAGCGGCGGCUCCUCCGGCACUCGGCCCCCCUCCCCCUCCCCCUCCCCCUCCUCCCCCUCCUCCCAAGCGCCACUGUCGCUCUCUGUCGGUGCCCGAGGACCUGUCACGCUGCCGCUACACCUGGCGGCCCAGCGCAUCGCGGGUCUGGACCCCAGUCAGUCGCCAGCAGUGUCAUGGAGGGGUCAUAGGCAGCGGGGUGGGUGUGGGAGGAGGGGGUACAGGGGCAGGAGCUGCCGGGGGAGGAGCUUGCCCCCUCCGUGCGCCCAGCUCCUCCCUGACCUCCUCGCUGCACUCCUCGUCCAGCCCCACCUUCUUCAGCCUGGCGCUGUCUCCAGACUCCCCCCUCCCCUGGAGCUUCCCCUGGGACCCCAGCGAGGCGGCGGCGGGUGGAGGCGCCUGCUGCUGCUUUUUCCCGUCACCCUCAUCCUGUUCUUCGUCGCCCUCUCCCCUCCACCCUCCCCCCCCUCCCCAGAGGCGCUUCUCUCUCUCCCCGGUGCUCAUCAGAGACUCGGCCGCCUCCACCUUCCUGCCGCCACCUCCUGUGCCAAGCCAAGCGGUGGCGCCCUCCACGGGCUGCUCCGGGGCGUCCGGGGCGGCUGGAGGCGGCCCGGUGCCCGCUUCGCCCUCCUCCGCCUGCAGCACACCGUCCUCUCUGCGACGCAGUCUCCCGCCACAGCUGCCGCGCUGCCACUCGCAGCCCUGCGACCUGCUGCUUCUCAAACCAGGUCUGAAGAGACGGCGGGACCCCGACAGGCCCUGCGCCCGACCCAUCCUCGACUUCACCAAGAUGACUCAGACCCGCACCAUGGACCCACAGUGUCUGGAGCGCGGGGGGGGCAGGCUGGCCUGCGGCGGGGACCUCUGCAUGGGCAUGGAGUCCUUCAUGGGAGACUUCCGCAGCUCCUGCUCGCCGGCCGAAUGCCUGGGCAGAACCAGCAUCGGGCCGCUGAGCGAGAGCGACGAGGAGUGUCGCGAGGACGAUGACGAUGAGGACGACGAUCCGGAGGAGGAGCCUGAUGAGCGUGAGGCGGCUCAGCAAGCGGUGUUUGAGAGGGACUGUACCGAACUCGACUUAAACUUAAUAGAAGAAAACUGACAUUUGUAAAUGGAAAGCUGUUCUGUUUAGGUUUUUAAUCCAGUUUAUUUCAAUUGAUCUCCCUGGACCACAACACACCCGCCUCCUUGCCACCAAUCAGCAAGGCUCUCAGGAACAACGCCUUCUCUCAUUGGAUGAGCUGGGGGUAAACCAAGCUGAUUGAUGACAACAGUGAUGAUGUGACUACCGCCGUUAGAGACUCACUGCUGGGGUUUCACUGGGAAUCCCUGCGAAAUUGCUUUUUAACAUUUCUGUGUGGUUCGUUUUAGUCGGGACCUUAGAGAAUAGCCUGGCUGCUGGAGGUGAAAGGAAACCUUCACAGUCUGAAACCCAGCGCAUAUGAACUUCAGGUACCCGUAAAACCCACUCACUCCCACUUCUGGUACCUGAAGCCCAGAUGCAGAGUUUGUCCAGGUGUCUUCCAACACACAACUGCUAAGUCUCUGUAAGACACGAGGGUCCGAUGGAGCUGUCGCCACACUGCAGCGCCGACCCGACACUCAUCGCGCAGGUCCCGCUGUUAAACAAAGAACCAAGCUGUGUCCAAGCUGAAUACAAUCACACAUUUGAGUCAGUUAGUGGUGAAUCAAACUGCUACGCAAUGCCUUUGACUGGAGCAUCUCUGCUCCUCUGUACUGUUUCAGUGGUUUUCUUCAGAAUAAGUAACAAAAUAUUUCUAGUAGUCGGAGUCUGGAGACACUAAACACAGCGAGAUGUUUAUGUGACCUCGGCGAGGGGAAGCUUUCGGGUUCACCGCUGUGUGUCGUCAUCCCAUCAGGCUUUACUGAGGCAGGUAGUCACUGAUGCUGUUGUUCACACAUUCCUGUCAUUGGAAAACCCUUGUGUGUGUGUGUGUGUGUGUGUGUGUGUGUGUGUGUGUGUGUGUGUGUGUGUGUGUGUGUGUGUGUGUGUGUGUGUGUGUGUGUGUGUGUGUGUGUGUGUGUGUGUGUGUGUGUGUGUGUGUGUGUGUUUGUUGACACCUCAUCCCCACAGGAUUCCGCCACACUGACACAAGUUGUACAUCCAAGUUUAGCACAAUUAAAUAUGGAUUUAAUAAUCUUUUAGUAAAAACACUUGUCUGUCCAUCACCGCUUUGGGAAACAUCUGGAAGAGGAUGUUCUGCAGUUGGUGUCAUUAAGCUACUUUAUAGUAGGAGAAAAAAAACAAUGUUGUGUUUGUCAGGACUAAAACCAGAAAUGCCAGAAAUUUGCCACAGAUUUGAUAGAGAGGCUGUAACUAAACUUAGACAGUGACGUACCGUUGAGUCUUCAGUCCAUUCUGGUGCGUCUCUGCUUAGUUUAGGUGCUAGAGCUUCUACGAUCAAAACCAAAAUCAAGGUUAUGAAUUUGAUGAGUGCUGAUUUGGGUUUGUUCGCCUUUAGGUGCUCCUAACAACCAGGUGUGACCGGUUAUUUAUUUAUUUAUUUAUUUUUGUAAUGUUUAUGGAUGAGAUUUGUAUUUGUUAUUUGUUCACUUUAGUAUUAACUUGAAACCCAUUCAUGAAAUGUUUUCCAUGCUGUUAACAGCUGCACUGAUGCAUUAAAGACCACAUGACGCA